Messenger RNA from Ictalurus punctatus (channel catfish), 1054 nucleotides. Its product is annotated as ras-related protein Rab-7a. Gene Ontology annotation, biological process: phagosome-lysosome fusion; endosome to lysosome transport. Lineage: Eukaryota; Metazoa; Chordata; Actinopteri; Siluriformes; Ictaluridae. Gene Ontology annotation, molecular function: GTP binding; GTPase activity. Gene Ontology annotation, cellular component: phagocytic vesicle; lysosome; late endosome. Bases 250 to 873 code for a protein of 207 amino acids. The transcript is spliced from 6 exons. The record is from RefSeq and is a predicted model, not a curated record.
AAGGAGAGCAUACAAGAAUUACGGUACGAAUACAAAUAACGAAUACAAAUAAGACAGACUCAUUUUGCAGCUUUGUAUUUGACACGAGCGAGACAAGUGCACAGUGUUUUGCAGCUGGACAUCAUCCCAGUACUUUAAUAGUCACUUUAGAGCCACUUUAGGGAAAGUAGGCUGCUCUUGAAGAGGAUACAAGACCAGACGUAUCAGGUUUGGACCCAGUAGAUAUCUCUGGAUACAGAAACGUGUAGUAUGGCAUCCAGGAAGAAAGUUCUUCUAAAAGUCAUCAUACUUGGGGAUUCAGGUGUUGGAAAGACAUCUUUAAUGAACCAGUAUGUUAACAAGAAAUUCAGUAAUCAGUACAAAGCUACAAUAGGAGCUGACUUUCUUACAAAGGAGGUGAUGGUUGAAGACAGACUUGUUACUUUGCAGAUUUGGGACACAGCUGGACAGGAAAGGUUUCAGUCACUGGGCGUGGCAUUUUAUCGGGGUGCUGACUGCUGUGUGCUGGUGUUCGAUGUUACUGCUCCAACCACAUUUAAGACCCUGGACUCCUGGAGAGAUGAGUUUUUGAUUCAGGCCAGUCCUCGUGACCCAGACAACUUCCCUUUCCUGGUCCUAGGCAACAAGAUCGACCUGGAAAACAGGCAGGUGGCAACAAAGCGAGCACAGGCAUGGUGUCAGAGUAAAAACAACAUGCCAUACUUUGAGACCAGUGCAAAAGAGGCCAUCAGUGUUGAACAGGCAUUUCAAACCAUUGCACGAAAUGCUCUAAAACAGGAAACAGAAGUUGAGCUUUAUAAUGAAUUUCCAGAUCAGAUUAAGUUGGACAGAAAUGACAGCUCCAGCUCAUCGGCACAAAGCUGCGGCUGCUAACACUUGUGUACACAGACACUAACAAGCUCUGUUAAAUGAAAACAGAUUUGCACACUUUUUUCUCUUUUAAACUUUUACUUCAACACACACACACACACACACACACACACACACAGUAUGUAUGUAUAUACAGUAUAUGCCAAAAUGAUUUCAUUUUUAAAUAAAUGCAAACAAAUUGUCA